Molecule: messenger RNA, 2176 nt
Organism: Rhododendron vialii
Lineage: Eukaryota; Viridiplantae; Streptophyta; Magnoliopsida; Ericales; Ericaceae
Product: D-lactate dehydrogenase [cytochrome], mitochondrial-like
Exons: 18
Coding region: 59-1747 (562 amino acids)
Biological process (GO): lactate catabolic process
Cellular component (GO): mitochondrion
Molecular function (GO): D-lactate dehydrogenase (cytochrome) activity; FAD binding; D-lactate dehydrogenase (NAD+) activity
Source: RefSeq, a predicted model, not a curated record
CCUCAAAGUAGGACUGAAAUUACUUCUCUCUCUCUCUCCUCGGUCCUCAAAGCUCGGCAUGGCGUUUUCGUCCUGGUUCUCCCGUUUACGUUUUUCCUCAAAACCCUUUUACGGCAACCUACGCCAUUCACUUCUCAACAGAAACACGACACAAACUUCACAAACUAGAGAAACACCCAUCUUUUCAUGGGGAUCCUCUUUGCUGCUUCCAUUAGCCCUAGCAGUCUCCGCUGGAUCACUUUCCCACCACACCCACACCAACCCUUCACUCUGCGACGCCUCCGAUGUCGAUCCUCGGGGUUUGAGCUUCGGGGGCAAAGGAAGCAAAGAUUACUUGGUGAAGGGUUCUCACAAGGAUAUCCCACAAGAGCUUGUUAAUGAGUUGAAGGCUAUUUGCCAAGAUGAUAUGACUAUGGAUUUCGAUGGGAGGUACUUUCAUGGAAAACCACCGAACAGCUUCCAUAAAGCAGUGAAUAUCCCUGACGUAGUAGUUUUUCCAAGGUCUGAAGACGAAGUGUCCAAGAUAGUCAAAUGUUGUAACAAGUAUAAGGUCCCUAUUGUACCAUAUGGUGGAGCUACAUCACUUGAGGGUCAUACUUUAUCACCUCAAGGAGGCGUUUGCAUUGACAUGACUUUGAUGAAAGGAGUGAAAUCAUUACAUGUUGAGGAUAUGGAUGUGGUUGUUGAGGCUGGGAUUGGGUGGAUUGAGCUCAAUGAGUACCUGGAGCCUUAUGGUCUAUUUUUCCCUCUUGAUCCUGGGCCAGGAGCAACCAUUGGGGGUAUGUGUGCUACACGUUGUUCUGGUUCUUUAGCUGUGAGGUAUGGAACUAUGCGAGAGAAUGUUAUCAACCUCAAGGCAGUUCUAGCCAACGGGGAUAUUGUCAAGACAGGAUCUCGUGCUCGAAAAAGUGCUGCAGGGUACGAUCUAACGCGCCUGAUGAUUGGAAGUGAAGGAACAUUAGGUGUGAUAACAGAAGUUACUUUACGCCUUCAGAAAAUUCCUCAGUAUUCUGUGGUAGCAAUGUGUAAUUUCCCAACAAUUAAGGAUGCAGCAAAUGUUGCUAUGGUAACUAUGUUGUCUGGUAUACAGGUGUCAAGGGUGGAGCUACUGGAUGAGGUUCAAGUGAAAGCUAUCAAUAUUGCUAACGGGAAAAACUUGCCUGAAGUCCCAACUUUAAUGUUUGAGUUUGGAGGCACAGAAGCAUAUUCACGUGAGCAAACGCUGAUUGUUCAGAAGAUUGCAGCUGAGCACAAUGGUUCGGAUUUCAUUUUUGCAGAAGAUCCAGAAGCUAAAAAGGAACUCUGGAGGAUAAGAAAGGAGGCACUUUGGGCUUGCUUUGCAAUGGAGCCUAGUUUUGAAGCAAUGAUAUCGGAUGUAUGUGUCCCCCUAUCGCAUCUUGCAGAAUUGAUAUCAAGAUCCAAAAAGGAGCUUGACGCAUCACCUUUAGUGUGCACAGUUGUUGCUCAUGCUGGUGAUGGAAACUUCCACACAGUGAUUUUGUUUGAUCCAAGCCAGGUGGAACACCGACGGGAAGCUGAGAGAUUAAACCAUUUCAUGGUGCAUACUGCUUUGUCAAUGGAAGGAACCUGCACAGGAGAACAUGGUGUUGGUACAGGGAAAAUGAAGUACCUCGAGAAAGAGUUCGGAACAGAGGCUCUCAGGACAAUGAAGAGUAUAAAAGCAGCUUUGGAUCCCAACGGCAUUAUGAAUCCAGGAAAGCUCAUACCUCCUCAUGUUUGUUUUUGAUCUCUGUCUGCUGUGGAUCCCAACGGCGUUAUGAAUCCAGGAAAAGCUCGUACCUCCUCAUGUUAGUUUUUGAUCUCUCUCUCUCUCUCUCUCUCUCACACACACACACACACACACACACAAAAAAGCUCUUGUAUUCACUGUCAGUUUCAAGUUGGCAGACCAGUUUAUUGCGUUAUGGGAGCGAAAAACCAGCCUCCAGUCGAUACGAACAUCAAGUGUGAGAAAGAACAUAGCUUGAACUUGUCUUGAUUAAUCUCUGUAUUUAUUUAAUAAACCUAUGACGAAGUUGUUCUGCAUUACCAAUUCAAUGACGGUGAGACGGCCAAGGUUAUUUCGUGCAAUUGAAUACAGUUAAUGUAAUCAAAUACUCGUAUGUUCUUUUAUCCUGGUAAUCCAAAACAAUGUCAUACACCUGCAGUUGAUUGA